AUGUCCUCCUCCUGUCUCCCGUGGUGCCUGCUGGUGGUGUGUGUUCUGACUGUGGUCCAGAUCUAUGCAGCAGAGGAACGUAAGGUCCUCAAGGUGUUCAACCUCAGAGCCAGCGACCUGAACAGUGGCUUGUUCCAGACCCCUGAUGCCUACGUCAAGGUGUUUAUGGGCUCUGGCUACGGUGGGAAGACAGAGGUAAAGAACAACAACCAUGACCCCUGGUGGAAGGAGGACUUCAACUUCUUCAACGCCAUUGAGAACAACCCACUGAGGCUGGAGGUGUAUGACAGUGACGUGCUCUUCGACGACCUGCUGGGGACCUGCGAGCGCUCCAUUAAGAUCGGAACUUGGCAACAUCAAUGUUUCCUGAAGAAGGGAGGGAGCCUGUACUACUCCUACACUCUGGAGCCCCUACAGUAGACACUGUACUACUCCUACA
Oncorhynchus masou masou (cherry salmon) is the source of this 439-nucleotide messenger RNA. Its product is annotated as perforin-1-like. Gene Ontology annotation, molecular function: wide pore channel activity. NCBI's taxonomy places the organism in Eukaryota, Metazoa, Chordata, Actinopteri, Salmoniformes, Salmonidae. The coding region runs from base 1 to 420 and encodes 139 amino acids. The record is from RefSeq and is a predicted model, not a curated record. Gene Ontology annotation, biological process: defense response to virus; immunological synapse formation; T cell mediated cytotoxicity. The transcript has 2 exons. Gene Ontology annotation, cellular component: membrane.